UUGUGUGUUCAACGUAUAAUGUCAACGGCUUCGUGACACGGUAAUGAUAUAUUCGUCGAAAAAAUAUAAUUUUUCGAUAAUAUCGGUGAAAAUCUGUAAUAGAAAUGUAUAACAUGCAUUGUAUUAUUGGAUUAAUAAUUAAAAAUCUAAUAAAUUGAUAUUUAUAACGAUACAAGAAUUAUAAGAACGAAAUAAUCGAUAGAAAAUCGUUACAAAUUAAGCUGCGUGGUUCGUACACAUAUGACAAAAUAUCUUAAUUUUUUUUAAACAAGUUUUACAACAAUUUGAAAAUGACUGCAUCGUUAUCGUUGCUGGCAAGCCACGAUGAAGUGGUUCGAUGUACAAAUGUACUUGUAAAUGGAGCUUGUGAAGAAGAAUUUUUAAAAUUUGCUAUAAAUCAAGAAGAAAUGAGACAAAAAUGGUUAGCAUCUAUACAAGAAUGUCAACGUCUUCAUACAGCUUUAGAAAAAGCUCAUCAAGAAGCAGCUGAUUUAGAUAGAAAAUUAAGUCAUGCUAGAAGACUUCUAGAUGAAGAAAAAAAAAGAAGACGUACUGUUGAAGAACAAAGAAAUUCAUUGGAAAGACAAAUUGCUAUGGUUAGAGAUCUUUUAUUUAAUGAUGGUGGAAGAAAUUUAAAUGAUGAAACUCGUGAAAAAUUACAAUUUUUAAAUAAUACUACAUUAAAUGGUCGACAUAGUAAUAUACAUAUUAAAGAUGUUCAUCAAAAUGAAAAAUUAAAUACUAUAGCGGAGCUGGACUCCACUGGCUCUAUUUUAAGUGACUUAAGUUGUUUUUCAAAAUCAGAAGAUGAUUUAGAUAUUAGUGCAAUCAUUCAACAAAAUCAAAAGAAACGUGAAUGGAAAGAACAUAGACCUAGUGGUGAAUAUUCUGCAAAAAAGCGACGUAGUGGAACACAAAAAACCACAGAAUUAACUUCAUCUGAUAGAAUAAUAGCCACAACUACAGUAGUGAUGCCAAAAGAUGGUAAUAUCACUGCAUCUUCUGUAAUUGAAGCUAUACCUGGAGAUGAAAAUCUAGAUCCACAGGGUCCUUUACAUAAUUCACCUAAAAGACGUAAAAGUGGUGAUCGUAGUAGAUCAAAGUUAACACCUCUUAAUACAAAUGAAAUACAAAUUGAUACUGCUCCGUCCGCACCAAAAAUAGAAGCUCUCACAUCAGGAUCAGAUUCUGAAGGUAUCUUUAAACCUAGUCCAAAUAUUGGAGGAUAUACUUUAAAUACAAAAUCAGCUAGAGGACAUAGUUUUAUAGCAAAGACAGUAAUUAAACCAGAAGUUUGUACACCCUGUGAUAAAAGGAUUCGUUUUGGAAAAAUAGCUUUGAAAUGUAAAGAUUGUAGAGCUACAGCUCAUACAGAAUGUAAAGACUUAGUGCCAUUACCAUGUAUACCUACUGGAAAUACACCUACAUUACGUGGCACAUCAGGAACAAUAGCAGAUUAUACACCUAUGAUUCCACCAAUGGUACCAUCAUUAGUUGUUCAUUGUAUUAAUGAGAUAGAAUUAAGAGGAAUGAGUGAACAAGGACUAUAUAGAGUAAAUGGUGGUUCAGCAGAAGUAAAAUAUCUAAAAGAAAAAUUCCUUAAAGGCAAAGGUGCCCCUAAUCUUUCUGAUGUUGAUAUUCCUACCAUAUGUUCUACGCUUAAAGAUUUUCUUAGAUCAUUACGGGAACCGUUAAUUACUGUCGGAUUAUGGGCAGACUUUGUUCGUGCAACUACUAUUACUGAUAAACAAGAUGCUGAUGCUGCUUUAUACCAAGCAAUUUCAGAAUUACCUCAACCCAAUAGAGAUACACUUGCCUUUUUAAUUUUGCACUUGCAAAGAGUAUCAAGCAGCCCAGAAUGUAAAAUGCCAAUAAGUAAUUUAGCUAAAGUUUUUGGACCUACUUUGGUGGGUUAUAGUUCUCAGAAACCAUCACCUACUUCUCUUCUUUCCGAGACGAAUAAUCAAGUUGCUAUCGUAGAAAGUUUAUUGAAAAUUCCUUCAGAUUAUUGGGCAAAUUUCGUCAAUCCUGAAAACAUACAUAAUAUUGGUACUCAUAAAACUGGUGAAUUACAACAUACACCAUCCCAGGAAUCUUUACUUAAACGUAGUAUUUCCCGUGGUUUCUUUAAUACUCCGCUUGCUUCUAGUCGAUCAUUUAUGAGAAAAAAUAAAAAAUACUUUGGGACAUCUCCCUCUAGAGUAGCCUUCUAAUGGUAUGUAUUUACAUAUUAUAUUUUCGACACAUCGACAGUACAAAUAAUUCAUAAAUAAUUAUUUGCUGUUUGAUUAGUAUUUUUUCAUGUGCAACAUGAUAUUUCUACGUUUUAUUCAAAAUUUUGUAAUAUUUUGAUUAAAAUAUGUAUGUAAUGUAUGGUAUAGAAUAUUGUUAGAAUAUUGAAAAAGUACAAUAUUAGAGAUUCGUAAAACUGAAAUAAUAAUAUAUUAUGUUAAGUAUUUUCUAUAAUAAUUUGAAAUAUAUGAAAAAUGUGCUGAUAUUGAUUUCAACAUUUUUCUAAAUUGAGAAUAAUAUAAUAUAAAAAAAUGAAAUGUUACGUAUAGAAGAAUAAAUAAAUGUCAUAUUUUUGUUAGUAUAUCAUCUUUAAAAAUGUAAAAAUACGAAUUUCUUUAUUUCUUUCUCAAUGACUUUACUUUCUUUUCUUAUAAAUAUAUCAGUACACAUAUUAGUAACAAAAAUUAUAAAUUUAUUAUCAUCAUUAAUUUCGUAAACAAAUAUCUUAUGCAAACUAAGUAAACUUGAAAUGUAUUAUAAACAUUGCUUUUCAGUUCUUUUACAUUGUUUAAACACUAAAAUAUAUCAUUAAUUUUUGUACAUACUUUCGUUUUCAUAAGAAUAAUCGUAUCACAAGUACAUAGUACAGUUUAAAUUAUUUCUUAAUUAUUUAAAUGAGAUACUUAUUUUAAUGGUAGUGAAAUUAAAUUCCUUAAAUAUUAUAAUUAAGAUACUAACUUAUAAAACAAUAUAUAUGUUAUAUAUUUUACUUGA
This is a messenger RNA of Apis cerana (Asiatic honeybee), 3006 nucleotides long. It is a transcript of the gene tum, whose product is annotated as Rac GTPase activating protein tumbleweed. Lineage: Eukaryota; Metazoa; Arthropoda; Insecta; Hymenoptera; Apidae. Gene Ontology annotation, molecular function: GTPase activator activity. The record is from RefSeq and is a predicted model, not a curated record. Gene Ontology annotation, biological process: mitotic cytokinesis; mitotic spindle midzone assembly; Rho protein signal transduction. Gene Ontology annotation, cellular component: centralspindlin complex; cleavage furrow; spindle midzone.